GACAGCAGCAGCAGCAGAACAGGCGACGCAGCCGCUGGACCCACCACUCGCUAAGAUUUGCCGUCCCACCGGCCACGGCUGCGGCAUAGUCCCGCAGGGCGUAUCAGCUGCUCCUCCGCCAGCCCCGGUGGCUGCUGCUAUCUCCCCCGUUAUCUGUGCACCACCGCUCAUCGGCCCCGCGCGCAGGCUGUUAUCAGCAGCACGCAGCACGCCCUUAUCUCCCGCAGUGUGCUUGAGCCAACUGAAGCCAUCAUUCCGACGCCCUACACCCUGGCGGAGGAGCUCCUCGGUAACUUCACCGACUUCCGACCCUCCCGCAGGGCUGACGUCUCCUCGGGUUGGGACCACAGCGGCCUUCUCUCGCAUAUAUAUUCCCCGGGCCCUCCGUCCUUCUUCCUCCAGCACCCACCCACCCCAGCUGGCUCUGUCCUCUCGGCGCUCUGCAAGCUACCCACCCACCUACCCACCCACCUAACACCCCCCCUCACCAUGAACAGACUCAAAGACGUUUUCGGCACCAGCGGCCCCGUGCCCGAGUCCACCGUCACCACCUCCGACGGCGAGGUCUACGAAACACAGAUCGGCUCCGCAACGUCCAAGACCGAGAAGAACCUGUACGAGUUCCAGGUCGACCACGAUGAGGUCGACGACUCGGAAAACUCCCUCAUGGGCACCCAGCAGAAGGGCACCGAGAUGAAGCAGGGCCUCAAGUCCAGACACAUCCAGAUCAUCGCGUUGGCGGGCGCCAUCGGGACCGGGCUUUUCGUCGGUUCCGGCUCCGCCCUAGCCUCCUGCGGACCCGCGGGGCUCUUUGUCGGCUACUUGGUUCUCUCUCUCCUGGUCUGGAUGGUCAUGAACCAGAUUGCAGAAAUGGUCACCUUCAUCCCCGUCCCGGGCCAAACAACAGUCUAUGCUCUAACCCAGAGAUACACAGGGAACCCUUCCCUUGCCUUCACCGCCGGAUUGAACUUGUACUAUGCUCAAGCGUUGAUCGCCCCAUCCGAAGUUACUGCAGCCGCCUUUGUCAUUCAGUAUUGGACCCCAAUCAACUCCGGUGCUUGGAUCACCAUCUUCUGGGUGACAAUGGUCGCCUUGGAGUUCUGCGCUGUCCAAUACUUCGGUGAGGUCGAGUUCUGGAUCGGUCUCAUCAAGAUCUUUACCAUCACUGGUUUGAUUAUCCUUGGUAUCGUGAUUUUCUUCGGCGGUGCGCCAGCCUCCCAUGGUGUUUUGGGUUUUCAUUACUGGAAACAUCCAGGCGCUUUCACGGAACAUCUAGUCAAGGGAAACACCGGUAAGUUCUUGGCAUGCUGGACGUCCAUCAUCAAGUCCGCCUUCGCGUUCAUCUUGUCCCCAGAGUUGAUCACCGCGUGUGCCUCCGAAGCCAAGAACCCAAGAGUCAACCUACCAAAGGCCACCUCCAGAUUCAUCUACAGAAUGAUCUUCUUCUACGUCUUUGGCUCCUUGACCAUCGGUGUCAUUGUUGGAUCCAACGACCCACGUUUGAUGAGCGCCAUUUCUGCUGGCGCUUCCUCUGCAGCUGCCUCUCCAUUUGUCAUUGGUAUCCAGAACGCAGGUAUCAAGGUUUUAAACCACAUUGUGAAUGCUGCCAUUUUGACUUCCGCGUACUCCUGUGGUAACUCGCAGUUUUUCUCUGCAACAAGAACCCUCCACUCGAUGGCAGUGAGAGGCGAAGUUCCAAGAAUCUUCGGUAGAACCAACAGAUACGGAGUCCCAGUCUACUCCGUCAUCAAUACUGCUUUGAUCAGCUUGGUUUCAUACUUGAACGUCUCCAACAGCUCUGCCGUCGUUUUCACAUGGUUGACCAACAUCUCCACCGUCUCUGGGUUCUUUUCUUGGGUCUUCAUCGGUAUUGCAUACCUUAGAUACAGAAAGGCCAUCGACUACCACAACCUAAAUGACAGAGUCACCUUCAGACCAAAGUUCGGCAUUGCAGGUGCAUACCUCACCAUCUUCUUCUUCACCUUGAUCUCCUUCACAAACGGUUAUGCCGUUUUCUUCAAGUUCAACGCUAGUGACUUUGUGGCUGCAUAUAUUACCAUUCCAAUCAUCUUGGUCCUCUAUGUUGGACACAUGUUGUGGUACAGAAACUUCACCCUUUUUGCACCACCAGAACAGAUCGAUUGUAUCACAGGUCUCAAAGAAGUUGAACAACAAGAAGCUGAGUACGAAGCUCCUGUGGCUAAAAAUUGGUUGAUGAAGGUGUAUUUCUGGCUAUGUUAGCGCCGCCUACUUUACUUGUUAUAGUUGCUCUUGUCUUAUUUGUUUUCUUUUCUUUUCUUUCCAUGAAAUUUAUUUUCUGCUUUUCGUCUGUGACCAGAACUUCUUCAGUGCAAAGCCACCA
Pichia membranifaciens NRRL Y-2026 is the source of this 2362-nucleotide messenger RNA. RefSeq lists its product as hypothetical. NCBI's taxonomy places the organism in Eukaryota, Fungi, Ascomycota, Pichiomycetes, Pichiales, Pichiaceae. The transcript has a single exon. Gene Ontology annotation, biological process: amino acid transmembrane transport. The coding region runs from base 490 to 2241 and encodes 583 amino acids. Gene Ontology annotation, cellular component: membrane. Gene Ontology annotation, molecular function: amino acid transmembrane transporter activity. The record is from RefSeq and is a predicted model, not a curated record.